AUGAACGUAGAGGGAGAGGCGGGUCCGGUUUGCAGGGCUUCAGAGGGCGAGCCACGAGGAGGCGCUACAGCAAUUCACACCAGCGUGGACCACCAACCAAGCGAUUUGGAAGGACAUCAUCAGAGCGGGAGGACCCAAGGGGACGAAGGAAAUGCAGAAAGAGAAUCUUUGGAUAUUAACCCCAGAGAAGGACACAGUGGAUACAAUGCAGACACAAGUUGUGAAGCGUACUGUUCUUCUAAUGCUAGUGCUGAGAAGCUUGGGGAGAGUUCGGGGAAAACGGAAACGUUACACUCAGACUGCAGUAGCGAGAACUCCAGCCCCACUCCGAGCUGUCGGAUUUGUUUCCAGGGAGCCGAACAGGGGGACCUGCUGAACCCCUGCCGGUGCGACGGCUCGGUGCGCUACACCCACCAGCAGUGCCUGCUGAAGUGGAUCAGCGAGAGGGGCUCCUGGACCUGCGAGCUCUGCUGCUACCGCUUCCACGUCAUCGCCAUCAAGAUGAAGAGGCCAUGGCAGUGGCAGGCCAUCACCAUCACGCUGGUGGAGAAGGUGCAGAUCAUCGCUGUGUUCCUGGGCUCCCUCUUCCUGGUGGCCAGCGUGACGUGGCUGCUGUGGUCUGCCUUCAGCCCCAACGCUGUCUGGCAGCGCAGGGACACUCUCUUCCAGAUCUGCUACGGCAUGUACGGCUUCAUGGACCUGGUGUGCAUUGGUCUGAUUGGCCACGAGGGAGCGGCGGUGCACAACGUCUUCAAGCGCUGGCGGGCGGUGAACCUGCACUGGGACGUGCAGAACUACGACAAGGCGGCCGACGUCGAGGAGAGCAGCAGCGGCGGGGAGUCGGCGGCCGGCCGGACGCUCUGGCUGCCCCUGGCCUCCCUGCGGCCCGGCUCCGCCCUCAGCCCCACCCCGCUGGGCGCCCGCGCCUCCUGCUGCCACCGCGGCUGCGCCUUCCUCUGCCUCUGCGCCCGGCUGGCCUCCCGACACGACCCCGGGGACGGCGGCCGCUCGGGGGAGGUGGUCAUCCGCGUCACCUCCGUGUAG
Conger conger (European conger) is the source of this 1044-nucleotide messenger RNA. It is a transcript of the gene marchf11, whose product is annotated as membrane-associated ring finger (C3HC4) 11. The transcript is spliced from 4 exons. Gene Ontology annotation, molecular function: zinc ion binding; ubiquitin-protein transferase activity. The record is from RefSeq and is a predicted model, not a curated record. Bases 1 to 1044 code for a protein of 347 amino acids. Lineage: Eukaryota; Metazoa; Chordata; Actinopteri; Anguilliformes; Congridae. Gene Ontology annotation, biological process: protein ubiquitination.